Morus notabilis is the source of this 2351-nucleotide messenger RNA. RefSeq names its product scarecrow-like protein 13. The transcript has 2 exons. Bases 332 to 1981 code for a protein of 549 amino acids. NCBI's taxonomy places the organism in Eukaryota, Viridiplantae, Streptophyta, Magnoliopsida, Rosales, Moraceae. Gene Ontology annotation, molecular function: sequence-specific DNA binding; DNA-binding transcription factor activity. Gene Ontology annotation, biological process: regulation of DNA-templated transcription. Gene Ontology annotation, cellular component: nucleus. The record is from RefSeq and is a predicted model, not a curated record.
AAGAGUUAAGAGAGAACGCCACGCUUUUUCUGGUUCUCAGCUCUUUUGCUUGUUGGAGGAGACUUCAAAGAGGAACUUGAACACAAUAUUGGUGAAAUUCAUCGUAGAUUACACGUGGCUUUCUCAUUUUUCUUCCAGCUCUGCAGUUUCUGUUGAAGAGAAAGUCUUCUAGAUGCUUAUGACUGAAGUUUAUUGGUUGGUUGUGGAGAUCCGAUAAUGGCUGUUACCGGUUGCAGACAACUGGUCUAGCGGUAUUGGAAUCAAGUAUUACAAGAGGUUUCUAGCGAACAAAUAGUGCUUAUCUUUUGUGCCAACAAUUUCUUCUUUUUAGAUGCAAACUUCUCAAAAACACCAGGCAACAGGCGGUAUACAUGGGUUGUACCAGCAGCAUGUGCAAGAUAUCAACCCCUAUUAUUCACCUCAUUUCCAAAUUUUAGAAAACAACAUGUUCCCAGACACUGGCAGCCAAGGAAAGAGUCUCUCCUUCGAGACCUGCAACGAACAGUACUUCACCCUUGAUUCGUCCCCGGCAACUGCUGAUUUUCUCACCUGUGAUUCUCAUUCCCCUUCCGCUGUGAGUGUCUUGUCACACAGGAGUCCCUUCUCACCUCAAGGCUCCCACUCUUGCUCGUCUGAUCCGCAUCAUUCCUCUGAAAUCUACUCCGGAUCACCAAUAAGUGGCUGCUCUGUGACUGAUGAUGGCAAUGAGUUGAAGCACAAGCUCAGAGAACUAGAAAUUUCACUGCUGGGAAUUGAAUCAGACAUUGUUGACAGUUGCUAUUGCUCCUACAAGACGGAGGCCCACCAAGCUACUUCGCUUGCAAGCUGGAAGAUGAUGGAUACGCUUCCUAAGUUGGACCUAAAACAAGUCCUCAUGGCCUGCGCGUAUGCAGUAUCCGAAUCUAACUUAUCAAAAGCAGUGGAGUUAAUGGAUAUAAUGGGAGACAUGGUGUCAGUUUCUGGCGAGCCAAUCCAAAGAUUAGGUGCUUACAUGUUGGAAGGGUUGAGAGCAAAGUUGGAGAAAUCAGGGACUUCAAUCUACAAAGCCCUCAAGUGCAAUGAACCAACGAGUUCAGAACUGAUGUCUUUCAUGUCCAUCCUCUUCCAGAUCUGUCCAUACUGGAGGUUCGCUUACGCAUCUGCGAAUGCUGUCAUCAAGGAAGCUGUGCAAAACGAACACAGAAUUCACAUAAUCGAUUUCCAAAUAGCACAGGGCACUCAGUGGAUGUCGCUAAUGGAGGAUCUUGCCCGUCUGCCGGGUGGACCCCCAUUCAUCCGCGUCACAGGAGUAGAUGAUUCUCAAUCAUUCCAUGCUCGUGGCGGGGGCCUUAACUUAGUCGGCCAGAGGCUAGCAAAGCAUGCAGAGUCGCUCAACGUGCCAUUCGAAUUUCAUGGCGCGGCAAUGUGCAGCAGUGAGGUUGUAUUAGAAACCCUCAGGAUUCGACCUGGAGAAGCAAUAGUAGUUAACUUCCCGUACGUGUUGCAUCACAUGCCAGACGAGAGUGUAAGCACUGAAAAUCACAGAGACCGGUUAUUGAGGCUGGUUAAGAGCUUGUCACCCAAAGUUAUGACCCUGGUCGAGCAAGAAUCGAACACCAACACCUCCCCAUUUUACACUAGGUUUGUCGAGACAAUGGAUUAUUACACGGCCAUGUUUGAAUCAAUCGAUGUGGCUUGUCCUAGGAACGACAAACAGCGGAUCAGCGCAGAGCAGCACUGCGUGGCUAGGGACAUAGUUAACAUGAUUGCUUGUGAAGGUCCUGAGAGAGUGGAAAGGCAUGAACUCUUUGGGAAGUGGAGGUCAAGGUUGAUGAUGGCCGGGUUUACGCCGUGCCCGUUGAGUUCUUCCGUGACUGUUGCAGUGAAGAACAUGUUGAGAGAGUAUAAGUAUAACCAGAAUUAUAGAGUUGUGGAGAAAGAUGGGGCUCUUUAUCUUGGCUGGAAAAACAGAGCUAUGUCUACGUCUUCUGCGUGGAGAUGAAGAUAGAUUGAUCGUGAUUGCAAAAAAGCUUGUAAAUUUUUUCCCUUUUUUUUUCGGUACUCAUGUUGAUGAGUUUUUAGUCCACGAGAAACAGUGAUGUCUAUAGUUUUGUAGAAGUAAAGUUAGCUCUUUUCCAAUUUCCGACACCUGACUCUUAGAGGGCGUUUGGUUUAUAUAUUUAAAAUCAUAAUUUAGAAUUAUUUUUGUUUUACGUGUACUUUUUGUGAGAGAAAAUACUGGAGAGAAUUAUAAAUCAGGAUUCCUGUAAAUGUUGUGGUUAGGAAAGAGAAUUUCGUUUUUACUUUUAGACGGUGAUGUUGUUAUGUUUGUAUUGUCUAUUGGUACUACAACGAAACCAGCAGUUUCUUGA